This is a messenger RNA of Cajanus cajan (pigeon pea), 1366 nucleotides long. RefSeq names its product F-box protein SKIP19. NCBI's taxonomy places the organism in Eukaryota, Viridiplantae, Streptophyta, Magnoliopsida, Fabales, Fabaceae. The record is from RefSeq and is a predicted model, not a curated record. Gene Ontology annotation, molecular function: protein binding.
AAAGGAAAAUCAAUAAAUUGGAGAGCGUCACCAACCAAACCUCGAUUCUCCGAUGGAAUCGUCGUCGUCGUCGUUGUCGUUGAAGGCGGUGGAGGGUUGCGGCGAAGAAGAACGAAACUGGCUGGAUCUUCCGCAAGACGUGGUGUGCGCAAUUUUCCAGAAGCUGGACGCAAUCGAAAUCCUCACGCGCGCCGAGAGCGUGUGCUCCACAUGGCGCAGCAUCUCGAAGGACCCUCGCCUGUGGCGCACCAUCGACCUCCGCAAUUCGGGCGACAUGGACUUGCAGUUAGGGGCUCUGUGCCGCCGCGCGAUUGACUUCAGCUCCGGCCACUUGCUCCGUCUCAGCAUCGAGAAUUUCGGCACCGACGAUCUCCUCCACUAUGCCACUGACAAUACAAGUCAUCUACGAUGCCUGCGUCUUGCAUAUUGCUAUGAUAUUUCAGAUGAGGGAUUGCGUGAAGUUGCAAAAAAGCUUCCUCAGUUGGAGGAACUUGAUAUAUCAAUCAGCAACUUAACCAAGUAUUCUCUAGAAGCUAUUGGCCGGUGUUGCCCUCAAUUAAAAUCAUUGAAAUUCAACAGGGAAGGUUACAGACGUCCACACAUUGUGUGUGAUGAGGAGGCAUAUGCUAUUGCAGAAACCAUGCCCAAGUUAUGCCAUCUCCAGCUUUUUGGAAACAAACUGACUAAUGACGGCUUGCUUGCUAUUCUUGAUGGCUGUCCUCAUCUUGAAUCCCUCGACUUGCGACAGUGUUUCAAUGUUAAUUUGGUAGGAGGUUUAGGGAAGAGAUGUGCUGAACAGAUCAAAGAUUUACGGCUUCCAUAUGAUCCAACUGAUGACUAUCCAUUUCAAUCUGAUAUUGAUUAUGGAUCAUUUGAUGGAGACUACCCAUCUGGAAUCUCAGACAUAGAUUUCUUGUCUGGUGAUGAUUAUUAUGAUUAUGACUAUUAUGGAUUCUCGGGUGGGAGUGACUUUUCUGAUUAUGAUUAUGAAUUUGAAAAUUAUUAUGACCUUUGACAAAUUUGAGACAUUUCAGCCCGAGAAAAAAUGGUAGUGCGAAUAUUUCAGUUACAUUAUAUUAUCUCUCUGCAAACAUUUGAGUAGUAAUGCUGUUUUAAUGAAAUUGGUAGGUGGAGACUGCAUGAUCGUCUUGUACAUGGGUAGUAGAUAGCUGAUUUUCAUCUGAAGCUGAUGUGAAGCGCGCUCACAUUUUGCAACUUGUAUCUAUCUGAUAUAUGUAAGAAGCAAUUUGAUUGGCUUAUGUUAGUAGUUUGUGACCCUGAACUUUGCUGUGUAGGGUUUUUUUCGUUUGAAAUCCAAAACUAUAAAGGUAAAUUUUUAUAAAAAUUAUAGUAAAUGUUAAAAUUC